AUUCGGUAAAAAAUAAAAAUAGAAAUCAGCAGGCGAGAGGGAGGAAAGGAAAGCCAGGGGCUGGAGAGAUCACUGGCUCUCUCUCUCUAUCUCUUUUUUUCUUUGAAAAUUGACUAAAAAGCUUUUUUUUUUUCGAUCUUGCUUCUCUUUCUCUUUGAAUCUCCAAAUGGGUUUGUGGGAAGCUUUUCUCAAUUGGCUUCGCAGCCUAUUUUUCAAGCAGGAAAUGGAACUAUCUUUGAUAGGACUUCAGAACGCUGGAAAAACCUCAUUAGUGAAUGUUGUCGCAACUGGUGGAUAUAGUGAAGAUAUGAUCCCUACGGUUGGAUUCAACAUGAGGAAAGUGACAAAAGGAAAUGUUACAAUAAAGUUAUGGGAUCUUGGAGGUCAACCUAGGUUUCGCAGUAUGUGGGAGCGAUACUGUCGUGCAGUUUCUGCAAUUGUCUAUGUGGUGGAUGCUGCCGAUCCUGAUAACCUGAGCAUCUCAAGAAGUGAGCUUCAUGAUUUGCUGAGCAAGCCCUCACUUAAUGGCAUCCCUCUUUUGGUGCUAGGCAACAAGAUUGACAAGCCAGGAGCUCUGUCAAAACAGGCUUUGACUGAAGAAAUGGGACUCAAGUCAAUUACCGACAGAGAAGUUUGCUGCUACAUGAUAUCAUGCAAGAACUCAACCAACAUUGACUCAGUUAUUGAUUGGCUUAUAAAGCAUUCUAAAUCAACGAGCUGAAAAAUGGGCUUUCCUUUCUCUUUUUUUUUUUUUUUUGUGUGAAUCUUUUUGUGCUGAAUCUAUGUUUUAUAAUUCCAGUUCCUGCAGGGAUACAAUAUAUGUUGUUUGAGAAUUUCAAUUCAUGGUUUUAUAGUGAGAAU
Durio zibethinus is the source of this 861-nucleotide messenger RNA. RefSeq names its product ADP-ribosylation factor-like protein 8b. The record is from RefSeq and is a predicted model, not a curated record. NCBI's taxonomy places the organism in Eukaryota, Viridiplantae, Streptophyta, Magnoliopsida, Malvales, Malvaceae. Gene Ontology annotation, biological process: protein transport. Gene Ontology annotation, molecular function: GTP binding; GTPase activity.